AUGGCGAGUGGUACCAAUAGCAACUCGUCUAACGAUACGAGUACAACAAAUUAUACGGUCACUAUAGAUAAAACUGUAGAACUCGUAAUACGAUUGGUACCCGAAUUUAGUGGGGGUACAGACGAAAAAUUAAUAUUUUUCAUAAACGCAUGUGAGUUAGUUGUAGAUAUAACUCCAGUGGCCAAUCAGGACAUAAUGUUAAGGACAAUCCUAAAUCGAAUAAAGGGCUUAGCUUACGAGGUAAUAAAAUACGAAAAGAUAACUAGCUGGGAUAUGUUAAAAACGUUAUUGAAAACGACAUAUGAUAGACCCACAAAUGCAGCGUAUCUGCAGACAGAAUUGUUUAGCGCAAAGCAGCGAUAUAAAGAAACAUUGAUAGAAUACGUUAAUAGAAUACGUGAUUUGGUGCAGGCCGUAUCAGAAGGUAGCACACAAGGUAAAAGUGCAAGCGACGCAUUAGCUGUACAGAAUAAUAUAAGGGAACGGGCCUUGUUAGUAUUUUUGGAGGGAAUAUCCGAUAGAAUUAAAUUAAUGGUGAAAAAGAACAAUGCGACUUACGUGCGGCGUGUGUUUCAGGCGAUUAGCAUAAUGUCGAGCGGAAGCAGUGGCGGCGGGAAGCCGGCUUCUGUCGGCGGCGAGGGCGUAAAGCCGGGCGUGGGAUCGGCGUUCGUGCCGGUCAUGCCGUCCAGCGGAUCGUUUUACGGGCACCCGUCGAUUGCGUCGCUGCAACAGCCGUCGCCGUCGUCGGCUGACUUUUACGCCGCGUCCAUGAUGGCCGACAAGCACAAGGCCCUCCACCAGCACCACCACCUGUCUACGCUUCAGCAGCAGCAACAGCAACAGCCGUCGCCGGGCAUGUACGUGCCCAAACACAAAUCACAGCAACAGCAGCAGCAACAGUUGUCGUCGGCCAACGCCGCUGCGGCUGCGGCGGCCGUUUCGCUGAUCCACCAGCAACAGCAGAUGGCUAUGGCACUGGACAAGAACAAGGUGUUACAGGCGGCCAUGCAUCAGCGAGGCUAUGCUCACCCGUUCCUGCUCAACCCCGGCGGCCAGUACGGCAGUCAGCCUCUGUUCGGUGGCCCAGCCGCGGGUACCGGCCCUGGCGCGUUCGGCUCAGUGGCCGCCCGACCGCGUGCCACUGUGGGCGCUGGCACGGUUGGCAUGGCCCGGGCGUCGCGACCAAAAAAACAGUUCAUAUGCCGGUUCUGCAACCGGCAGUUCACCAAGAGCUACAACCUGUUGAUACACGAGCGGACGCACACUGACGAGAGGCCGUACUCGUGUGACAUUUGCAAAAAAGCGUUCCGGAGACAGGACCAUUUGCGCGAGACAUUUGCAAAAAAGCGUUCCGGAGACAGGACCCAUUUGCGCGAUCACAAGUACAUCCAUUCCAAGGAGAAACCGUUCAAAUGCACAGAAUGUGGCAAGGGGUUCUGUCAGUCGCGUACGCUGGCCGUGCACAAGAUACUGCACCUGGAAGAGUCACCGCACAAGUGUCCGGUGUGCAAGCGCAGCUUCAACCAGCGCAGCAAUCUCAAGACGCAUCUACUCACUCACACCGACCACAAGCCGUACGAGUGUUACUCGUGCAACAAGGUGUUUCGACGGAAUUGCGACCUCCGCCGGCACACGCUCACGCACGCGGUCGGCGACGCGCCGGCCGCCGGUACGUUGGGCGCCGGAGGGGCCGCGUCCUCGACGUCCGCGUCACCCGCGGGCGCGGUUCCACCCCGAUCGGCUGCAGAUGAUGAAGACUAUUGCGACGAAGACGACGACGAGGAUGAGGACGAAUUGUGCUCGAUGCUGCAAACUCCGUCCGGUCGGAGCCGCCGCCGUGGCCGCGGCGGUGAAGACGACGAAGACUGUGGCGAUGAUGUGGACGACGACGAAGACGUGGACGUGGACGAAGAGGACGCAGUUGCAGCCGCAUCCGGAGCCGCGCCAGAAACGUCGGCGCCAGUCGCUACCGUCGCCGCUUCCACCUCCGCCUGUUCGUCAAGUGUCGCCGAAGCCGCCGCCGUCACAAAACAGGAACCGGCGUCGUCUUCGUCGUCCGUGGACACGGGUUCUGCGACCGCGGCCGUGGCUGCCGCUGACGAGGAGGAAGAAGAGGAGGAAGACGUCGGUAAGAUUUCGUUAUUCCGGCGGGCGGCCGCACCCAGAGCCGGUGUGCACGAAACAAAGUGUCACGACGAGUCGUCCGCGUACACUAUGCGUCCGUCGUCCAGCUAUCAUCAUCACCACAAUCGUUACCAACAACAACAUCAACCGCACAAUCACCACCAACCACAGCCACUGCAUCUAUUCCUACAGUCGCCGCUCCUUCACCAUCAGCAAGUCCAGCAGCAGCAGCAACAGCACCACCACCACCACCAAGCUAUGUUGAACGUCAGGAGAGACUUGCACGACCGGUCGACGGGAAUGGUGAUGCCGGUACCGUCACCUCAAGCGCUGCCUUCGCCGCAGCCGCCCGCGUACCAGUCGCUUCAGUUUCAACCGGCGACCGCCGCGCCUGCCGUCGCCGUGCCGCCGCCAACGCCGCAGAUACCGCCACCCAAUCAGAACAACGGACAGCCUGCCGCGCCCAAGCGCAAAGGGUUCAGCAUCGACGAACUGAUGAGUUAACGCGUUGCACGUGGACCGGGGAUCGCGAUCUUGCGGCCGAUACGCCAGUCGCGGCCGUCGGCCCAAUUCGCCAGUUUCGCUCGAUCGAGAAUCUGACGAAAUUCAAUGUACAUAAUAAUUAAGAUUACGUUAUUAUACAUAGCUGAUGUCGAGUGUUCGCAUUGUUUACGUCACGUGAAUCAUUCGCAGUACCAGUGAAAGCAUUUAAAACAAACGUCCGACGCUCGGGACCGAAUCUCGAAGGCUCGUGACAGUUUUAUACAAGAUUUAAUAUUUAAAUCUUAAAACGAUAUCGCCGUCCAGGUUUUAUUUAUUAUAUUAUAUUAUAUUAGUUAUUCAAAUAUAAAUUAUGAGUACAUAGAGUGUGUAAUAUGUAUUCUUUUACCAUAUACUAUGUUACGAGCAAAGUAAGUUUUAUUUUUAGUUAAGUACGUGCAAGACGAAAGUAUUUUAAAUAAAAUUGUUAACAAAUUGUAGAUAGCAUAUAUAUUAUUAUUUUGUUUUAGUGAUCUCAAUACACUUUAUUAUUUUGACAAACAACUCUCUCCCAUUCUAUACAUUAGUUUUAGGUUCAAACGGGCAAAUUUCUAUCGUUUUAGUAUUUUAAUCGAAUAGCGUGUAUACCUAUAUAAUAAUCAUAUAAUAUUAUAUUGUACGCAUUUGUAUAUUUUAUUAUUUGUAUAUGUAUUACCUUUAGAUAUAGGUACUUUUGUAAACACCUUUCAUUAUAUAGACUGUUAAAGUUUAAGAUUAUUUUUGCAUAUUAUUAUGGUUAAAAUAUUUAAUAUAUUAUUAUGUUUUUAUAUUGAUAGAAAGAAUGUAACGUUUUUAUUAUUUAUAUUAUAAAGAGUUCCAAACGGUUCCGCCGCGUUCGAAUUUAACGGAAUCUGUUUUGAUUGUUUUGCAAUAAAUAGAUUUUAAAAUAUUA
Messenger RNA from Metopolophium dirhodum (rose-grain aphid), 3556 nucleotides. RefSeq names its product protein bowel-like. Gene Ontology annotation, molecular function: RNA polymerase II transcription regulatory region sequence-specific DNA binding; DNA-binding transcription factor activity, RNA polymerase II-specific. Gene Ontology annotation, cellular component: nucleus. Gene Ontology annotation, biological process: embryo development; embryonic pattern specification; regulation of transcription by RNA polymerase II. The record is from RefSeq and is a predicted model, not a curated record. Lineage: Eukaryota; Metazoa; Arthropoda; Insecta; Hemiptera; Aphididae.